Schizophyllum commune H4-8 is the source of this 1285-nucleotide messenger RNA. RefSeq lists its product as uncharacterized. Lineage: Eukaryota; Fungi; Basidiomycota; Agaricomycetes; Agaricales; Schizophyllaceae. The transcript is spliced from 5 exons. The record is from RefSeq and is a predicted model, not a curated record. Bases 44 to 1138 code for a protein of 364 amino acids.
GCCACCACCCCCACUUUCGAUCACCAUCAUCUAGCCAUCAGCGAUGGCGUCCACCGUUCAGUUCCCCUCUCCGCAGUCCCAGCCCUUGAGCCCGAUCUCGCAGAACAAGUCGUCGUCGCCGUCGAUGCCGGGUGGCAUGCCGGCCCCCAAGCCACCCACCCAUCCUCCACCCGCGACGAUGCAGGGCGCGCCUCAGUCGAUCUCGACGAAGCAGACUGCCACAAAGCAGGGGCCACCUCCGGCGACUAGGCAGGGACCGCCUCCGGCGCCCAAGCCUGCUGCUCCGAACGGCAAGUCUGCGACGCUGCCGCCGAGCAAGGCGCCGCAAACUGCGUCAGCGCAGCCCAAGCGUCAGGCCACCGCGCCGGCGCCGAAGCAGACUCCCGGCGCCGCGAAGGCAGCUCCCGCGUCCACCGGCAAGCAGGGUGGCGCGCAAGCGAUGUGCAGCUAUUGCCACCAGAAGCCCUGCUACAACGGCUUCCCUCACUGCUCGAAGACAUGCGCGAAGCAGGCGGCCUCGCUCUGCGACUUCUGCCGCAAGAAAGACAAGUACCCUGGCUUCGACUUUUGUGGGAAGCGCUGCGCGGCCCAAGCAGCGAAGACUGGCCAAGCAGUGAAGCGCUCGACCGGAGGAAAGGGCCCUCUCAGUGGGCCUCUCGCCAACAUCCUCAACGUCUUGAGCAACAACGUCGGCAACCUAGGAUCUGUGAUGAACAACAACGGGCUGGACCCGUUGCAAGUCGCUAAGCUCGUCAUCCAGCAGCUCCCUCCGGCUCAGCAGGCGCCACUCAUGCUAGCGCUCACGGCGGCGACAGCGCUCGCGAAGGGUGCCUCAGCCGCGUUCAACGGCGGCAACGGCACGUCCGCCGCUGCCAACCAGAAUGCGCAGCCUCACGGUAGCAUCGCGCCGGCCACCUUCCCGGCAGAGUGCGCGCUGGCUGGCUGCAAUCAGCCGGUCUUCGUCGACAGCAAUGGCGACACGGGGGAAUACUGUUCGGCGCGUCACAGGGAAGAGGCUGUGCAGACCGGCCAGGCGACUGCCUGCAUCAUGUGCCGCAAGUACCCCCAGCACGGCAAUGACGACUUCUGUAGCCGCGCAUGUCGCGACGACGCGGCGCAGAAGGGUCUUCCGCCGUAAGCACGGAAGGGGACUCUGCGUACCAACUCUCCGUGUCAAACUCGCUGUUUGUACUUGUAUCCCGCUUUCGAGCUGCGCUCCUUUUUAUUGCAUGAUGUGUACGAUGUAGCCGUAGAGAAUUGAGUACGAGUAUUAUUUGGUCUGUAA